AUGGUACAGCGCCUAGAUGACCUUCCUGAGCGCGUUGCUGCGCCGAUUCCACAGCCGGCUGCGCCAGAGCCAGAGCCAGAGCCGGAAUGGCCACCACUCGCACUGUGCGUAUUAGAGAAUAUGCGUGCAUUUCCCAAUUGUAUGCUACUCACGCGUGUGGGCGGAUUUUACGAGUGCUACUUUGACCAGGCCCCGCAGCUUGCGUCGCACAUUGGAAUCAAACUCGCGACGCGGCGCUGGGCUGGACAGACGGUACCGAUGGCCGGGUUUCCGAUUCACCAGCUGGAAAAGUAUUUGAAGGUGCUUGUGCAGGAUAAAGGCUUGCUGGUUGCGAUUUGCGAAGAGUUCAAGGAGACCAAUGCCGCAAACGCUGCUUUUCAGAGGCGUGUUACGCGCGUUGUUUCAGCAGGCACACUGAUUGACGAGCGCUUUUUGGACCCUUUUAGCAACAAUUUUAUUCUUGCAGUGUCCGAGACAUGUUCGGGGUACGGCCUCGCGUGGCUCGACGUGAGCACCGCCGACUUUCAAACCAGCGAAUGCGCGGACCAGAAUACGUUGCGCGACGAGAUUGUUAGAGUAAACCCGCGCGAGGUUGUGCUCAUGCAAGAUGCAUUUUCAGAACAUACUUCUGAUGUUGUGCUACCGAUUUGGGAAGCGCUGGAUAUUGUGCGUUCUUCUGUAUCGUAUAUCGACCCAUCAUCGCACAGCCGCUCCGACACGCUGCUGCACAGUGCAGCGGGCCGCGACGCCUCUUCUGCUGAGCGUGCCGCAAUUGCGAUACUGACAAGGUAUCUAGAAACACGGCUCAUGGAACACAUGAACGGUCUUCACGUGGAUGCCGCCGGCGAUGUACCGCGGCGUCAGGCGAGAGAAGCGAUGCAUUUGAAUGCACAUACGCUAGGCGCCUUGGAAAUCCGCGAGACUUCGCGCGAUGGAAGCGUGCGUGGGAGUUUGGCGAGUAUUCUGCGCCGCACCAUGACACAGGGCGGUUCACGGCUUUUUGCACAGUGGCUUUCGCUGCCUAGCACCUCGAUCCCGCUCAUUCAGGCGCGGCAUAAGCUGGUGGAUCUUUUCCUUGCGCACGAUUUUAUGCGCAACGAUGUGCGCCAUAUGCUGCGCACUGGCAUUGGCGACAUUUUACGUACGCUACAGCGCCUGAGUUUACGGCGAAAUGACGAGCAAGACUUGCUGGAAAUUCGUGACUUUGUACAUACAACCGAUGCGAUCCUUGUGCGUUUGCGCAAAGAUACCCACAUCUCAAACAGGCCGGGCUGGGAUGUGCUGCAAGAGAUGCUACUCAAGUUUCGCUCGCUUUCGGAUCUCGGUACUCGACUCGGAGAAGCAAUCGACGAGCGCGUGAUUGAAAAACGGAUGGAGCGACAGGAAGCGCUGCUCCAAAGGACUGAUGCUGCGCUUGGCGGCAGUGACUCGGCAAAAGGUGCAGAGCCAAGCACAUUGGAGAAGAAACGCGCGCGGAAAAAUUUGGAGCCGACACCGCUCACACUGCCAGCGCCCAUGUGGGGCGACGAUUUUGAACAUUUGAUUCGUCCCGACGCUUCGCCUGUACUCCGUGCACUGACGGAUGAAUACAAUGCGUUGCGCCGGCAGGCGCGCCGCCUGGAAAACAGUUUGCGCAAUACGUACCAGGAGCCUGUAACCCUCAAGUUUCUCCUUGGACAAGGGCAUGUAGUCCACUUUCCCUCGGCGCGUGGGGCGUCGGACGACGUCGAAGAUCUCUCUUUGGCAUACAAGACAAAGACCACACGGACCUAUUACCAUGCCAAGUGGACGAAAAUUGGGAUGAAGUUACAAAAGCUUGCGUCACGGCUUUCAGAGCGCGAGGCACAGAGCUUAGAAGCACUUCGACAAGAGGUGCUGCAAGAGUCAGCAUCGCUGCGUAGGAAUGCGCGGCUCAUUGACCAACUCGACGUUCUGCUUUCUUUUGCACAGGCAGCAGAAGAGCUGAGCUUGGUGCAGCCAAUGAUAGACGAUUCAACCUCGUUGGAUAUUUGCGGUGCACGCCAUUUAAGCGUGGAAAUGGGACUGCUGGAACGACAGCGACUAUUUACAAAAAAUGACUUGUUCAUUGGCGAGCGCACGCCAUUGCACUUGAUCACUGGACCCAACAUGGGCGGAAAAAGUACAUUUUUGCGCCAGAAUGCCAUUAUUGUUGUGCUUGCGCAAGCUGGGAGUUUUAUUCCGGCGGAAUCGGCGCGCAUGGGUAUUGUGGAUCAGAUCUUUAGCCGCGUCGGCGCUAAAGACGAUUUGUUCCACGCGCGGAGCACAUUUAUGGUGGAAAUGUCCGAGACGGCCGAGAUUCUGUGCCGUGCAACAUCUCGCAGCUUGGUGAUUGCGGACGAAAUUGGGCGCGGCACGAAUACUGCUGUUGGCUUGUCGAUUGCGUUUGCGACUAUGCAUACGCUGGCCACCAAGCUCGGCUGUCGCACCUUGUUUGCUACUCAUUAUUACGAACUUGCUGAUCUCUUGGAACAUGUGCGCAGCAUUCCUCGGGAAGAUGCGCAGCAAGCACACGCAUUUUGUGACCGCAUAGGCUUUUUCUGUACGACGCUCGAGCAGCAUCCCAUGGGGCUGCGCUACUCACACCGAGUGCGUCCAGGCGUGAACCGCGAGUCCCACGGCUUAGAAGUCGCACGUAUUGCGGAUAUGCCUCAAGACACGAUGGAUCUUGCAGCGCGUACACAUGCGUGGCUCCAAUCCAACAGCUUGGCGCGAUUGCAAACGCAUGGGCUGGUUAAAGAUCUACUGGAUAGGGGUAAUCAACCGUAA
This is a messenger RNA of Malassezia vespertilionis, 2787 nucleotides long. RefSeq lists its product as uncharacterized. The transcript has a single exon. Lineage: Eukaryota; Fungi; Basidiomycota; Malasseziomycetes; Malasseziales; Malasseziaceae. Bases 1 to 2787 code for a protein of 928 amino acids. Gene Ontology annotation, molecular function: ATP binding; ATP-dependent DNA damage sensor activity; mismatched DNA binding. Gene Ontology annotation, cellular component: nucleus. Gene Ontology annotation, biological process: mismatch repair. The record is from RefSeq and is a predicted model, not a curated record.